AUGAGCCUCUCUUCUGGUGCGGCAGCGGCUGAUGCUGUUACUUCUGCGGGUGCCAAGCUAUCUCCUGCCGCACAACAUCUUCGAAUAGAACAGGUUCGCAUUCUCUUUUGCACUUUUGGAGGCUCUUCUGGAGGUAUCCGGUCGUUUUUAUCUAGCGAGCUAUUCUCGUACGCGCGGCAGCAUCCAGAUGUAAAGUUUUCCGUGGAGCGGCGAGCACGACGGCAUCCGCUCGCCAUUGGACGCUACCGCAACGGGUACGAACGCACGUUGGAGCUUAGCAACCAAAGCCCACGCGAGAUUCGGGAACGUCUCGAUUACUUGAUCAAUAGCUUGGGUAACAAGCAGCGCCCACCAACACAGCUCUCAUACGGUGUGGUCUCCCAGUCGCCCUCUAUUCAGGGAAUGACCAGAGUUGCGCAGCUAACGCCGGACUGGUAUGUUCAAGUUGCCCGCAAGGCUCUUGACGGUGCUCGAAGCCGCGCGGGCAUCCCUUCCUUCGCUGAAAUCGUGGAUCAUGUCGGUAUGACUCGUGCCACACGCAUUUUUCAAAGGGUGCAGCUACUAGCACGAACGCAGAACGGACGGAUCGCAAAUGAUGCGAGCUCAGAUACAGCGUGA
Messenger RNA from Cyanidioschyzon merolae strain 10D, 618 nucleotides. RefSeq lists its product as hypothetical. Gene Ontology annotation, biological process: mitochondrial translation. The transcript has a single exon. Bases 1 to 618 code for a protein of 205 amino acids. NCBI's taxonomy places the organism in Eukaryota, Rhodophyta, Bangiophyceae, Cyanidiales, Cyanidiaceae. Gene Ontology annotation, cellular component: mitochondrial large ribosomal subunit. The record is from RefSeq and is a predicted model, not a curated record. Gene Ontology annotation, molecular function: structural constituent of ribosome.